GUCCAGAUAAAAUCAGUCUUAUAUAUGGUGACUGGAUCGAUGAUAUUCAAUAAACUCAUUUCUUUCGAGUACCGUAACCCGGGACGGUAAACAGCCUUUCUUCGGGACAAUGAAUAGUCGAUAGGGUCGUGCACGUAGGCCUUGGGGGGUGCAUCCUGCAAAACCUUGUUAGAAUGUGGAGUCGACGGCAGAAUCCUUCAGGUGCCGUCGAUGCCGCCGCAGGUGCAGAUAUGAGUAAUGGCCUCGAUCCAGAACUAAUACAAGCUUUCCCUACGUUUUAUUAUUCCACUGUCAAAGAGUUUCGCCGCGAAAAAUAUGGCCUAGAAUGCGCUAUUUGCUUAGGAGAGUUCAAUGAUAACGAUAUGCUUCGACUUUUGACAAUUUGUUGUCAUGUUUUCCAUAAAGAAUGCGUUGAUCUAUGGCUUGAAUCGCAUAAAACUUGUCCAUUUUGUCGCGGGGAGCUAGACGAGCCUAGGCAGUCGUUAGACAAAUCACCUAUGAUUGUCCGUAGCAAUUCCAUGCAUGAAAUCGGAGCAAGCCAAAGUCCAUUACAAGAUGCUGUUUGCAUCGACAUUAGAGAAGAUGAUGAUGACAAGGACACUGUUGGUGAGCGAGAAAAUGAAGCACAAACAUCUUCUAAUACAAAUCAAGAACACAGUAGGAUCCAAAAAUUUUCGAGAUGGAAUUCAACCGGCCACUCCAUACCUAGGACUAGAGAAGAGGAUAGAUAUACUUUGAGAUUGCCUGAACAUAUCAAAAAACAGUUUGUAAGGGGACACAAGAUUGCAAAAAGUUGUAUUACCUUUGGUGAAUUCACAAGCCCUUCCGACUACCGGAAUCAAGGCUCCGGUAAACCAUCAGAGACACUCCAAGGAGACAUCGAUAAAGUUUAAGUUUUUAGGAACUUUUUUUUUUCUUUUAUUCUCACAAAAGCUCAAUUUUGAUAUUAUGUUAGGAAAUUUCUUAAUAGAGUUUAUAUUACAAGUAGUAUGUGACAACAUUUUUCAGUUCUUAUUGAUUUUUUAUUCUCAUAAGAAUUUUUAUUAAUUUGAGUUGAGAGAACCGAAUAUACUUUAUUUUUUCAAA
This is a messenger RNA of Gossypium raimondii (Peruvian cotton), 1086 nucleotides long. Its product is annotated as RING-H2 finger protein ATL29. Bases 174 to 893 code for a protein of 239 amino acids. The transcript is spliced from 2 exons. The record is from RefSeq and is a predicted model, not a curated record. NCBI's taxonomy places the organism in Eukaryota, Viridiplantae, Streptophyta, Magnoliopsida, Malvales, Malvaceae.